AUGGGAAACGGUGCUGAUAAUCAGUACAACCUCUACCAUGCGCUUUCGCCUGCGCAGGGCUGCACGACGCCCCUGCCGCAGCCGAUCAAGGUCGUCGGGUGCGGGAGUAGCGGCGUCGAUUACCUAGCUUCAGUCGCGGCCUACCCCAAACCAGACCAGAAGUUGCGCACAGAGACGCUGGAGACCCAGGGCGGCGGCAACUGCGCCAACGCGCUGACAGCUACGGCCCGCCUGGGACUCUCCCCCACGAUCAUAACAAAGAUCGGGGGCGACGGCCUGGGUGAUGGCAUCAUUUCAGAGCUGGAGGCUGAUGGGGUCGACACCUCCCUGGUGCUGCGCGCCAAGGGCAGCCCCUCCCCUUUCACGUACAUUAUAGUGGACCGCUCCGGCGGCACCCGGACGUGCAUCCACACGCCCGGCGAGCCCAUGACGCCCUCGGACAUGAGCGACGCCCUCAUCGCGGCGGCCCUCAGUGGCGCCGCCCUCGUGUACUUCGACGGCCGCCUGACGGAGGCCGCGCUGCUGCUGGCGCGCGCGGCGCGGGCGAGGGGCGUGCCCGUGCUGGUUGAGGGGGAGCGGCUGCGGCCGGGGCUGGAGGCGCUGCUGGCUGAGGCGGACUACGUCGUGACUUCCGCGCACUUCCCCCAGGAGUGGACCGGGGAGGCCACAAUCGGCGAUGCCAUGGUGGCGCUAGCGCAGCGCCUGCCCCGCGCGCGCGUCAUCAUCACGACCCGCGGGACCAAGGGCAGCGUGCUGCUGCGGCGUGCGGGCAGUGGCGAGCAGCCCUCUGGUCCUCCACGCCCAUUGGAUGACAUCAUUGCUGACCUGGAGGCCGAGUCCCUGAGCACCCACAGAGGACAGGGCAACGGCAGCGCAGACUGUAUCUCUUUAAAUGGCAUAGCCUUGUCGGGUGGCGACGUGGCGUCCACGAAGGGUGUCGAGGCGCUGAUGUUUUGGGGAGGUAGGGAUGAGGGGUCGGCGAAGCAGCGGGCAGCAGCAGCUGCGGAGGCAGAGGCGGCACGCAACGCGGGCGGCGGCGCUGCAGCAGGCUAUCAGGCCACAGCGGUGGGCGCACCAGGUGCAGAUGCCGUGUUGGCACAGGUGUUUGUGUCCCCCGCUGCCGGCCUGCCCAGCGACUUGGUGGUGGACACCACCGGCGCUGGCGACUCGUUCAUAGGGUCUGUCAUCUACGGGCUGGUGACGGGCAUGGCUGUGGACCGGCUGAUGCGGCUGGGGGCAGUGGUUGCUGCCUGCAAGUGUACCGCCCUUGGGGCGCGCCAGGGGCUGCCGCGGCGGCAGCAACUGACGGCGGAGCUUUUGGGGGCGCAGCGCUGA
Molecule: messenger RNA, 1335 nt
Organism: Monoraphidium neglectum
Lineage: Eukaryota; Viridiplantae; Chlorophyta; Chlorophyceae; Sphaeropleales; Selenastraceae
Product: Carbohydrate/purine kinase
Exons: 7
Coding region: 1-1335 (444 amino acids)
Molecular function (GO): kinase activity
Source: RefSeq, a predicted model, not a curated record